GAUACGGUGUGUUAAAAAUUGGUGUGUUAGAUAGAUAUGGGGGGGUGUGUGUGUAAUCUGCUCCUGUGUGUGUGUGUUCCUCUCCAUCCUAACAAGGAGACUCCCUUGGCUUUAGUGGAGGAUGAUGACAUAAGUUCAGAUUUGGACACCAUCUCCAUCACCUCAGACAACGGUCUGCUGAGCCGCAACGAGCCAAUCCGCAGUAAGGUGUCCAAACUGACGGAGAAGCUACGCAAACGCUACCCCACCAACAACACAGGUAACUGUUCCAGCUGCAGUGCAGUCUUCUCAGUGGUGAAGAGAAGGCGGAGCUGUAGUAACUGUGGCAAUAGCUUCUGCUCCAGAUGCUGCUCCUACAAGGUCCUCAAGGCCUGCAUGGGUGUCACAGCUCCAGAUGCCCAGAGAGAGACAGUGUUUGUUUGUGCUGUCUGCAACUCCACCCUCAGCAAGUGAGAAAUGACUACCACCUCCUACCCACUCAUGGAGACCCAGGGAGGGUACUGCCCCUCCUACCCAGGAUUCGAAGCUCCUUGGCUGGGUAGAGCCCGCGGCAGAUCAGCCUCUACCCCGCCUGGGGGUGGUUCAAAACCCCAGGUUGUCUGGUUCUCUGGCUCCAGCCGAGGUGACCAAGGUUAUUAAGAUGAACCAGUCCCAAAUGGCAACCUAUUCCAUAUAAAUUAUUCCCUAUAAAUUGCACUGCUUUUGCCCAGAGCCCUAUGGGGUUCCCUAUGGGCCCUGGUCUACAGUAGUGGACUAUAUAGGGAAUAGGGCCCUGGUCUACAGUAGUGGACUAUAUAGGGAAUAGGGCCCUGGUCUACAGUAGUGGACUAUAUAGGGAAUAGGGUGUCAUUUGGGACGCUCCCACAGACUCCCAUCAGCUUGUGUUGCAUUGAGAUUGAUCCUGUACUGUCAUUCUGUCAUGGAGGUCCUGAGAAUGCUGAGAGGUGUGUGUGUAUUGUAUUGUAUAAGAUAUGCUAUAGAUUGACCCUGUUAUAACUUAUCCAUCCUGUAAUGGUUUUAUAUGUUGGUCCUAAUGUUAAUUUAAUGGAUGCAAAGACAGGAUGCUAAAGACUAUACCUUAGUCCUAAAUGGCAUUCCCUAAUCCCCAUGGAGCAUAACCUAACCCCAUGGAGUGAUUUCCAGAGGUGAUCCCAGAGCUGUGUUCAAAUACUCAUACUAGCUGUACUAUUUGUGAUGUAACAUUGAGUAUGUAGUUAAGUACUUAUUGGAUAUAGUAUGCCAAACGUUCCUGGAUGUCGUACUAAAUUCACCAAACUACGAAGUAUACAAGGAGUGGACACUAUUUCUGUGCUUUUAGGGACCAUAAUGCAAUUCUUCAGAAAAUGGGCGUGGCUUCACCAACGUUUUCAGAUUUGAAGAAAAUGGCCGACGAGAGCAGAUAGAAAUGAAUUGCUUCAAGAAAAUGUUGAGCAAUGUAAUAAAGUAAUGACUUUUCAAACAAGUUAAACGUUAUGUUGGCUGACAAUUUAUUAGCUACGCUGUCCUUACGAACCGCAGCAUGUCAUUCAGCAGUAUGUACCGGGCUGUUAGCUAGCUACCUAACGUUAGUUGGCUACUAAUACAUUGAACUUGCCAGGUAGUAUAUUAACUAUCUAGCUAACUACCCAAUGUUUAUUGACUUGAUUAUUCACAUCAUUCUUAGCUAAGUGGUAGAGUCGUCGUGCGUUCUCAAUGGACAUAGUUAAUUCUGGCUAUCCACUCUGAUUUCAGAGCAUCUCUCAUCUGUGUGCCAGUGCACAGAAUAGCUGAAUAAAACGUGUUGAAUAUGGCCGGUGUCAGUAAGCGUUGGAGGGGGGAAAAAGUGUAAUUAAAUUGUUGCCUGCAGCACAGUUAGUCAUGGAUUUACGAACGGACAAUCUGACAACGUUUUACGAACUCACCCCAUAUUGAAUUUACAGACGCAGCCGAAAUCGCAAAAUGUCUAGCUAGUAAUUUGUUAUGCUAACAAGCCAGCAAGAGGUUGCAUAGCAACAGCAUCAACUUCUGGUAGACAGGCGAAGUGCUAGUACACUCAACUGAAAGGAUACCCUUCGUUUACAGUAUUCUAAAAUGAACUAAUAGUAUGUAGUAUACAGGAUGUUGGUAUGGAUAUUUGAACACAGCACAGGCUUUAGAUUGACACAUAAGAAUGUACAUGUUACACUUUUACCAUUGUGAUCACCAAUAUUCAAUCCACUGAAAGUUUAUAUUUAUCCAAUUUUAUUAAUUAAUUCAUUUGAUUGAUUAGCUUGACAGAAUGGAGGAGUUUGUUUACUCUUCAUUGCUUCAAUAAACUGUGAUUUUGAAUGUUUGGAGUUAACUUAUGGCGUAUUUUUCCUGCCUUUUUCAGCCUAGUUGUAGAGAGCUCUGUUAAAAAAAUAAACAAUGUAAAAAAGA
This is a messenger RNA of Oncorhynchus kisutch (coho salmon), 2397 nucleotides long. RefSeq names its product protrudin-like. NCBI's taxonomy places the organism in Eukaryota, Metazoa, Chordata, Actinopteri, Salmoniformes, Salmonidae. Gene Ontology annotation, molecular function: metal ion binding. Bases 37 to 453 code for a protein of 138 amino acids. The transcript has 5 exons. Gene Ontology annotation, cellular component: endoplasmic reticulum tubular network; growth cone membrane. The record is from RefSeq and is a predicted model, not a curated record. Gene Ontology annotation, biological process: neurotrophin TRK receptor signaling pathway; endoplasmic reticulum tubular network formation; positive regulation of axon extension.